CUAUACAUAAACCCGACGGGAAUGUCGCUUCGCGCCCACAAACCCGAACAAAUCUGGUUCGCGACAAGUAAUGAGAAAGCGCGAACCGAAAAGUUACGGGGAACAAGUUUUAAAGUCUAUCCCAACUAUUCUCCCCCCCCUACUCCUCAGCCAACCGCCACAGGAAGUAGUUUCCCCGCAAUUUCCGGGGCACGGUCUGCGCACGCGCGGGCCGUGACCCUUUCUGCGCGUGCUAGCUCUGUGGGUCGGUCAGGGGUGCAAGGAAUCUUCGCAGCGGGAGCAGGAGGCCUUGUAAAGCGCGCGCCAUGGCAGGACAGGCAUUUAAAAAAUUUCUUCCCCUCUUCGACCGUGUAUUGGUGGAAAGGUGUGCAGCUGAGACAGUAACUAAAGGAGGCAUUAUGCUUCCAGAAAAAUCACAAGGAAAAGUGUUACAAGCCACUGUUGUGGCAGUUGGAACAGGCUCUAAAAGCAAGGAUUUUUAUAAUUGGCCUGAUGAAUCUUUUGAAGAAAUGGACAGCACAUUGGCAGUUCAGCAGUAUAUCCAGCAAAACAUAAGGGCAGAUUGUUCAAACAUUGACAAAAUUCUUGAACCUCCAGAAGGACAGGAUGAAGGAGUUUGGAAGUAUGAACACUUAAGGCAGUUCUGUCUUGAGCUUAAUGGCCUUGCGGUUAAACUUCAGACUGAAUGCCAUCCAGAUACAUGCACGCAGAUGACAGCAACUGAGCAGUGGAUAUUUCUUUGUGCAGCCCAUAAAACUCCCAAAGAGUGUCCUGCCAUUGACUACACCAGACACACAUUGGAUGGAGCUGCAUGUCUUCUGAAUAGCAAUAAAUAUUUUCCCAGCAGGGUUAGUAUAAAGGAAUCCUCCGUAGCCAAACUAGGAUCGGUCUGCCGUCGGAUUUACAGAAUAUUUUCACAUGCAUAUUUUCAUCAUCGCCAAAUAUUUGAUGAAUAUGAAAAUGAAACUUUCUUGUGUCACCGGUUUACCAAAUUUGUGAUGAAAUACAACCUGAUGUCCAAGGACAACCUGAUCGUACCAAUUUUAGAAGAGGAGGUGCAGAAUUCAGUUUCUGGCGAAAGUGAGGCAUGAUGAGUGUCGUGGACUGAAUGAUUCCGUAAUUAACAUUGUGUACUGUAUAUAUCAUUUAGAAAUGUCAAUCAUGUAUCCUUAGAGCUUUGUUUAGUAUACUUUUUGUAUGCUGUGUGCGUUGCCUCUUAAUAUGGAAUAUGGUUUAAGUUAUUCAUGAGCUGUAUAUUCUUCAAUGUGGCACUCAUGGUUUUUAAAUAAAAUUAGAAUUAUCUGUUUAUACUGCCUGUUAAUAAAAGAAUUUACAGUUCUGUAAAAUUGCUGCUAAACAAUCAUUGGAUCACAAUCUUCAGACCUUGUCCAGUUUAAACCUGAAGCUUCCUAUAUACCAGGGGUCCCCAGACUUACCGCGCAGCGGGCCGGUGCCCGCCGCGCCGACCGUGCGGCGGGCCGGAGGGCAGGGGAGUGCGCGCCCGUGUGCAUGCGCACACGCACACGGUCGGGGAAAAAUCGCCGAAAAUCGCUUGUGCGCAUGGGCCUCCCCCGACCCGGAAGUGCAUCGGAAAUGACCUCUUCUGGGUCGGGAGAGGCCCAUACGCAUGCACACAAAGGAUUUUCGGCGAUUUUUUGCCGAUUUUGAAGAUCGCCGCCGCGCCGUGCGCCGUAAGAGCGGGCGGCGGCAGCGGGCGGCGGGGGUCGUCGCGGGCCGGAUUGGGAGGCCGAUUGGGCCGCAACCGGCCCGGGGGCCGUAGUUUGGGGACCCUGCUAUAUACUGAUGAAGUUGGAAUUUUAGCCUUACUUUGACUAACACCAGAAGCUUGCAAGUCCAUUUAACUCUUUACGUUUUGUAUUUUAUAGAAAGUACCCUUGUUUUAGUGCCCAACUUUUGCUUUUUGGGGUGUGGGCAUAUAUAGCGUCUAAACUCUUGUAGUAUGUGUGUAUCCAAAUAUUCAUUAUUACAGUAUUAAUACCAAAAGGAUAAUACUUAUUAUACUGCCAAAAGUGUAUUCUAGAUUUUUUUCUUUAUGGACUUGCCUUUCUGUAUCGGUUGAGACUUGUGUGUAUCGCAAAAGACCGUAUGUUCAUUUCAGUCACCUUAAGGCAAAGAUUCCGCUCCGUGGUUUCCUUCCUGCACCUCUUGCCAGUCGGUAAAAGCAAUUUGUGUUCCUUUCUGCCUACAGUAAAGUGCUCUGUGGCUUAUACCUGUGCAUAUUUAUAGUAAUUGCUUACAGGUGAUACCUUGCAUUAAAAGUUCAUUUUACACUACUGCAGAGUGUGCCAAAAUAGCCUUGCUCAUUUGUAACAAAAGGGUUCGGUGGAAUUUUGAACCCUACUCAUCACAGUACAUGCAGCUGGAUUCUGUCUUGCCUUUCAUCCAUGCAAAUACCACCUGCUUUAUGUUCCAGUAAUUGAAUUCCACCCCCCACCCCAAAAUCUUAAGUGUAUGUUCCUUAAAUAGCAUUUGCAGGUUUGCAUUAGUGCUAAGGUUUCAUGAGGACUACUUAAUGGAGUUUGAGCUAUUUUGAAUGCUGUAGAAUUAAAUAUUUUUUUUAAAAAAAACUAUAGCAGGCUUUGUAACAUUGGAUGUAUAUGAAUGCAGAAAUCUGAAAGCACUAGCAGUGAUCAAAUUGACUUGGUGAGAUUUUUUUUUGAAGUGGGUGUAUGCUCCAUUCACAUUAGAACAUUAACCAGUCUCCCUUGAUCUGUUGAAAUGGGCAAGUUUCGGCUUUUAUGUUGCCAAGCUGACUUCACACACACACACACACCAUUUUGAAGAGUGCUCAUUAUCGCAGAAUGAAAGGUGCAAAUUUAUUUCCCAAUAUUGAUAAUUUGUGUUUCAGAUUAGCAUUGCGUACAUGCCUUAAUUGCAAAAAAUAUAUUUCAAAUUCAAACAGCAAGAAUGCCACCUUGCAUCCCUUUACUGGAGAAGGGACACAUAGCUUUUCAUGGGCACAAGCCCCGCUUGCUUUUAACAGGGCUAUGUUGGUGGCAACUUUGUUGGGAGGUUCUGCACCUCUGUGCUGUUCUUACUUUCAAUAUAAAAUAUGGUUUUAAUGGUCAACAGGGUCAUCACAUCAGAUGUGUUCUUAGCAACAGCUAGUUAUGUCAAUUCACCCAAUGUAAGGCCUACCUUGAGUAAUGUAGAUGCGAUUGAUACCUCAAAGCAAGUGGCUAAAGAAUUUCCUUUUCAGAGGUAGCAGGGUAUAUAUGGUUAUUGUCAGAAAUGGCUGGUUCAGGGCAGCCCCCCCCAGCCGGAAAAUGAAAUAGCACCUUUAAGCAUUUCUGUGAAAAUCCGUGGUGCUUGAGGCUGCAACAAAAUCUCAACACAUCUCCAUAUUAUUCUGGUGUAUGUCUCUGAAAUGGCUAAUCUUGUUUUUAGCAAAUGAAUCCAAUUCUGCACUGUAAACUUGACUUCAUAUAAUCAAGUUAAGUAAAUGGGGCACUGCUUGUAACCUUUAAUGCUGUUGACUCAAGUACCUCUGAUAAUGUGUGCACACAUGUGCCUGGCUGAUACUGUAGAACUUCAGUAAGCAUAAGUGAACUAUUGACUUUGUAUGGUAAAUAUAUAUUGAGGGUUUAACUUACAUUCUGCAUUAUAGGGAAACUGAGAUGUGUCUGUCUUUUGAAUUACAUUGUAAAAAAAAGUAGAGGUUGCAAUUAAAUCUUUUUCUUUUUCCAGA
Molecule: messenger RNA, 3709 nt
Organism: Zootoca vivipara (common lizard)
Lineage: Eukaryota; Metazoa; Chordata; Lepidosauria; Squamata; Lacertidae
Source: RefSeq, a predicted model, not a curated record